Messenger RNA from Zonotrichia albicollis (white-throated sparrow), 10836 nucleotides. It is a transcript of the gene F5, whose product is annotated as coagulation factor V. Lineage: Eukaryota; Metazoa; Chordata; Aves; Passeriformes; Passerellidae. Gene Ontology annotation, cellular component: plasma membrane. The record is from RefSeq and is a predicted model, not a curated record. Gene Ontology annotation, molecular function: signaling receptor activity; oxidoreductase activity; copper ion binding.
AAUGUACUUUUUUUUCCCCAUUUAAAUUCACUUGGGAGCUUUGUGGAGGGAUUUUUUACAGCUAUGAAUGGUUAUAUUUCCUCUAGCUGGAGGAAUAUUUUAAAAGAUGAAAAAAAUAAGUGAUUGUCUUGUUAAGAAAGUCUGACUUCAGCUUUAACAAGUAACUGUAACUAACCAGUCUCUUUGAAAGGUGAUUUAUACUUGAGCAAGACUAGAGAUGGAAUAUUUGAGGAGGCAGAGGAAGGAUAUUCAUUAUGUGGUCUGUUUCUCUUGUAGUAAAGAACAGUCUUAUUGACAAAAAUACAGCUUGAGGGUGAAGGAAAAGAUUGCUGAGUCCGAGCAAGGUUCAAUCUUGAUUAUUUGUCUGCCUCAGCUACACUAAUUGCCAGUCUAACAGCAUGGUUCCCUCCUUGGGAUGAACAUGCAUGGAGUUGUUUGUGGAUUCAGAUAUUCCAGAAGCAUCCAGGCUUUAGCAGCCAGUUUCUGCCCUGUAAAAUGUAAGGUUUAUAUUAUUGAAACUUGGAGGAAAGGACCAUUGUGUCUCUGUGUAUAUAUUUGUGCAUAUAUUUAUAGUCAUUAGAUUCACUUAAACUGCCUUUCAGGAAAGCACUUUUGUCUCCCAAGCAUCCAUCUUGCAUUCUGCAAGAUAAUCAGAAGUUGGGUGUCUGCAGUGGACUAAAUUUACUGGUGGAUAGGAAGAUUGGUCCCACUCCUGGCACAGCUGGUCCCUGUUUUGGCUGUCCUUUGUACCAUGCUCUUACAUGGGAACACAUAAUCAGGUUGUGUGUUUCAUGCUAAAAUUGACUUUCCUCUUGAUAUGUCGUUACUUCCUCUUUUUUGGACAUAUCUUAAGCAAUGUCUAUGUAAGUGAAGAGUAAUGCUGGCUGAAACCUGUUAAAAAUUUAACCACACCCACUGAGUCAUGCCAUAGGAAUUUGCCUAGGAGGCUAAUCUCAAAAUGUGUUUUGGGCUUUCUGGUAACAAAGGAAGCAGCUGUCCUCCACCCAAUAAAUAGGGGAGCAAAGAGAGGGAGUAUGACUUAAAAUAACUAGUAGUGAUGUAUAUUUUUUCCUUUGAUGCAUCAGAAUAUUUUGAAACUUCCUUUUCCCUUAAAGGUAUCUGUUCUCCUGUAAGAAGGUAAAUUAGUUUCAUAAGUCUCCAGUGAGUUAAGUUAUAAAAUACCACAUUCUUCCUUGUCAGGCUUUUGAUGAAAGCAAGUGGUAUAAUUUUUUUUAUUUUAAUGUAUAAACCAAAGGCAGCCUUUUUCUCUGACCCUAACAGAAAAAGAAGCGCAGCAGAACUGAAGAAAACUUCAGUUUUCUGCCAAUGGCUUCCAUCAUCACCGUGAUAUUAGAUACCUUAUGGCAUUUUUAGCCCUGCACUGUCUGGUGUUGCAAAAGCCAAUCUGUGGUGACUAAGACAUGGUGUUCUGCUUGGCUGCUUAUCAAAGUGGCUGUACUUACAAGCAAAUUUAAUCUGAGUGUACUUGUAGCAGUUGUACUGUACCUUAAUCCUCCUCUUCCUCUGGGAUUAAUGUUUAAAAUUCCUGACAGAACCAAAGACUGCUGCUGUAGGAACUAUGAACAUUUAAACACAGUAACUUCAGUUAAAGUUUCUGUCAAAUCCUACAUGAUUAUUAAGUACCUGCAUUUUUUGUUGGCAUCAGAAGAGCUUCUGAGGCAUUCUGCUCUGCUCACUUUCCUACAACACACCUUACAGUUCUUUUGGCUUUUUGCUUGCCUUCUGUUUCUUGAUCUUGGACUUUGGGUAUGUUCUUGUUUAUAGGUGCUGCAUGCAGUGAAGGUGUGGGUGAAGUUUUGAUUCUAAUGACUAGGCAGAGUGAAUGAGUUAUGAUGCAAAGGGAAUAACCUCACAGAGAUGUAAAAUAAUGAUCAUCACAGCCUAUUGUCAAACUUCAGAUAUCUAGUCUUCAAUGUACAUGAAAUGUAAAAAUAGCAUAAUAAUAGUAAAAAAUUUUUAAAUACCAAUAAAUACUUGCUUCCAAUAAAAAAUUCGUGUGAAAGAUAAAAAUCAAAGCAGUAAGUGUGGGAAGUGCAGUUCUGUAUUAGUAUUUCAAAAGUCUGAUCAAAGCCUAAGCUACAAGUAAUGAAGGAUGGAAAUAAGUGUUAAACAAACGGGGCAAUUUCAACUUUGUCCUUCUGCGGCAGCAUUUUUAGGUGUGGGAAAGUAGAGUUUGUUUAACCAGCUUGCUAAAUAACAGCCUGAGCCAUUGCUAGAGAACUAGAAUACUUUGAAUUUGUGUUGUAAAGUCUGUAGGACACUUAAAAUUCAGGGUCUUACUGUGCUAAGAGCUUACUGAUUUCAUGUUUCUUUCUGAAGCAUGCCUAUCUGCUUUACUAGUGAAAAAUAACCUUUUAUGCAUGUAACUUGCAAGAUCUGGUUUAAGUCUAUUAUUUGGGGAAAAAAUUAUAUCUGGAUGUAGAAAAUUCAACUGUAUAAAGGAUGAAAAAUUUAUUUCAUUCAGAAUAUCCUUAUUGUUGGAAGUAGGUGUGUACAACUUGAUAAGAGGCUCUCUCUUUUUUGGUAGUCCAGUUUCAGUUGCAGCAAUGAUUUAUGAUGAAAAGAAUAUUAAUCUUCCUAGCUGCAAACUCUUGCACUGGUAUCCUUGCUGUUGUUCUCUACAGAAAGAAAUCGAAGAUGAAUAUGCUGCUAGACUGACUUAGCAUGAGGCCAGCUGCUCCCAUGGUGCAUAUCAAUUGUAAGCUUGGGCAAAUAAAGAAAUCUCUUAGUAAAGAAGACAAACUGGAACACAGAGAACACAAACAAUGAGUAGGAGAAAAAUUGUUUGUUGAGUCAAACGGAAAUUUUUCUGGCAAAAAUUAAACACGUGGGAAGAAAAAAAUGGGCUUCAUUUGAGUCAGUCCAGAAUUUUAAGUGAAAUAUCAUUAACGCAGUUUUUGAAGAGAGGAAGCUUGUAUAUUCUUGUUAGUUCCUUAAAAUGAGUUUUUUCAGACCACAAGCCAGUAGUUUUAGACAAAUUCGUCAAAGCACUGAAAUUAGGUUUUACAGUGUUAAGAAAAUAAACAUGUUUAUUUUUUUUUCCUUUAACCUCACUGAAUUCAGCAUCUCUGUACGAAUAGUUUUCGGUCCUGCUAAAUAAUUGGUUUUGGUAAACAUCGACUGGAGAAACUCCGCAAUUCUAACAAGGGACAUUUGCAUUUCUGCUAAGGAGAAAUACAAGUUUAAAACAUAAAUGUAUUUAUGUUUAAAUUAACAUGAUUAUUGGUCUUCUGAAGCACUUCUGAAGUGCCAAGGCAAACUGAAAUGCUCUUCUACAUUCUUACUGCCUUUAGUUUGUUUGUGACCACAGAAGUCACACAGCCUGCCUACCCUUAACAGUGUACACAAUGUGUGUAGGCUGUCAUCAAGAGACAUACAUCUUCUUUUGUGACUUGUUCUCUGAAAGAAAGCCUUCGUUUCUCUUGCAUCUUUUUUUUUUUUGCCUGCUUAUAUGUUUUUUUUGGCAUAGCACAUCUACUUUCGGCUUCUAAACUGAGCUGUUUCACAGGUUAACCUUUCUUGGCUUUAGCACCCACUUGGAGAAGUGAAGAUACUGGGCUGAUGGCCUCUGUUCCCGUUAGUGCCUGGCAGAUUUGAGCAGCUUUAACAGGCAUCUCUACCAUGACUCUGCACUGCUUGCAGAUUUUUCUCUUGCUUCUGCUUGGUUCAUGGUGGCCAGACUCAGAGCAGCAUGUGGCAGGAGCUGUGAAGGUCAGAGAGCACUAUAUAGCUGCACAGAUCACCAGCUGGACCUACAAACCACAACCUGAGGAAAAGUCCAGAUUGGAACAUUCAGAUCCUGUAUUUAAGAAAAUUUCUUACAGAGAAUAUGAAGUGGAUUUUAAAAAAGAAAAACCAGCAAAUACAUUUGCAGGACUUCUGGGACCAACCCUGCGUGCUGAAGUGGGAGAUACUUUAGUGGUUCACCUUAAAAAUAUGGCUGACAAGCCAGUCAGUAUUCAUCCUCAAGGCCUAGUUUACAGCAAAAGUGAAGAAGGCUCCCUGUAUGAUGACAGAACAUCACCUGCAGAAAAGCAAGAUGAUGCUGUACUUCCAGGCCAGCUCUACACAUACGUGUGGGAUAUACCAGAAGAAGUUGGUCCAAGAGAAGCUGACCUUCCUUGUCUUACUUAUGCUUACUAUUCUCAUGAGAACAUGGCAAUGGAUUUUAACUCUGGUCUGGUUGGAGCGUUGCUGGUCUGUAAGAAAGGAAGUCUAAAUGAGGAUGGGUCACAGAAACAUUUUGACAGGGAAUAUGUACUGAUGUUUGGUGUGUUUGAUGAGAACAAGAGUUGGCAAAAAUCAGCAUCAGUCAAGUAUACAAUUAAUGGCUAUACUGAUGGAACGUUACCAGAUUUAGAAGCUUGUGCAUAUGACAACAUUAGUUGGCACUUGAUAGGAAUGAGUUCCAAGCCAGAAAUCUUCUCCAUUCACAUCAAUGGCCAGUCCAUGGAGGAAAAACAUCACCGAGUUUCUGCUGUUAACUUGGUAGGAGGAGCCUCAACCACCGUAAACAUGACAGUGACUGAGGAAGGAAGGUGGCUCAUAUCUUCUCUUGUCCAAAAGCACCUGCAAGCUGGAAUGCACGGUUACCUCGCUGUAAGGGAUUGUGGGGACAAAGAGGUGAAGAAGAGUCGUCUCUCCUAUAGAGAACGUCUUAUGGUCCAAACCUGGGACUAUUUCAUUGCUGCAGAAGAAGUUACCUGGGAUUAUGCCCCAAGAAUUCCAGACACCCUUGAUAGACACUAUAAAUCGCAACACUUGGACAACUUCUCCAAUCUCAUAGGUAAAAGGUAUAAAAAGGCUAUUUUUACACAAUAUACUGAUGCCAGCUUCACUAAACGUCUGGAAAAUCCUCGUCCCAAGCAAACUGGAAUUUUGGGCCCUAUUAUCAGAGCUCAAAUCAAUGAUAAAGUCAGAAUUGUAUUCAAAAAUAAGGCCAGUCGACCCUACAGCAUUUAUUUCCAUGGAGUGACACUUGCAAAGAAUGCAGAAGGAGCUGAUUAUCCUCUGGAUCCCACAAGCAAUGGCACCCAGAGUAGAGGAGUUGAACCAGGGAAUACGUACACUUAUGAGUGGAAAAUUGCUAAAACAGAUCAACCCACUGCACAGGAUGCGCAAUGUAUUACAAGGCUGUAUCACAGUGCUGUAAAUAUUGAGAGAGAUAUAGCCUCUGGACUGAUUGGCCCACUUCUGAUUUGUAAAAGUGAAGCACUGACACAAAAGGGUGUGCAGAAAAAGGCAGAUGAGGAGCAGCAGGCAAUGUUUGCUGUGUUCGAUGAAAAUAAGAGCUGGUACCUAGAGGAUAACAUCAAGGAAUACUGCAGCAACCCAGCCACUGUUAAAAGGGAUGAUCCCAAGUUCUAUAACUCGAACAUAAUGCACACAAUAAAUGGCUAUGUGUCUGACAGUAGUGAAAUCCUUGGAUUUUGCCGAGAUACUGUGGUUCAGUGGCACUUUUUCAGUGUUGGCACCCAUGAUGAGGUUGUCUCUGUUCGCCUUGCUGGACACUUUUUUCUGUACCAAGGGAAAUACGAGGAUACAUUGAGCCUUUUCCCCAUGAGCGGAGAAUCAGUCACAGUGGAAAUGGACAAUGGUGGUACUUGGCUUUUGGCAUCCUGGGGCACCCCAGAAAUGAGUUAUGGCAUGAGGCUGAGAUUCAGGGAUGCAAAGUGUGACUAUGAGGAAGAUGAAACGUUGGAUUUUGUGGCUUUAAGUCCCACCAAGACUGAAAGAAAGGCUGUUCCCACCACAGCUGAGCAAGUUGUGCAAGAAAAGGAGGAAAACAAGGAGGAAUUGGAUUAUCAGGAUUAUCUAGCUUCUGUUUACUCCAUCCGAGGCUCAAGAAAGGCAGCAGGUGAUGAAGAAAAACAGAAUCUUACAGCACUGGCCUGGGAGCAGUACGAAGACAUUGAUGCCAUGAGUUCUGAGGUGGCAGCUGGCUCAGGUCUGACAGCUAUAAAUAGUAGUGGAACAACAAACAACUCUAAGUUCUUUGAAACUCAUAUCACUCCUCUUCCCCCAGUCAAGGCUGAAACAUUCCAGUCAAAUCACACAUCAAUCACAGCAGAAGAGGAUUUAUUUUUAGCUACCACAAGUGAUGGAGAAGCUGACUUGGUAUUUGAGAAUAGAAGCCAAAGCAACUAUGAAAUAGCUCACAGUAACAUGUCUGCAGGUGAACACUUGCUGAGCAAUGGGGGAGGCCCAGUGAAUGUUGCAGAAGAACUUCCAGCUGGUGGAAAUGACAGUAAACCUUUUCCAGAAAAAUAUCAAGAGCAAAGCAUGGGAAGAGGAAACUGUACUACUAACAAGAAAAGGAAAAGGCGAAGCUCACUGGCCAUUAAGUUUUACUCUGUCCAAAAGAUGAAUGCCCUUCUAAAUCAUGUCCGAAAUAAAAAUGUCUCAUUUUCUGACAAGACUGAUGCACCUCAUUUUGUGCAUCAUACAGAGAACACAUCCAAUGAAGCCAUGGUGGGAACUGGCAAACUGCAAAAUGAAUAUGAUGAUGAUCUGAAAGAGAAGGGAAAGAAGAUGGAAAAUGCCAUGCACACAGUUAACUUGACACUGGAUUUGGACCUCAUAGUAGGAGAGGGGUCUAAUGCAUCCAGCCUUUCUGAACCCAGGAUAUCCAAAGAUAAACCAGCCGAUGUUUUUUCUUUAGAAUAUACAUUAGACAAUACAAGCCCUAAUUCCAGCCCUGCUGUAGUGAAGAACUUAGUAGAAGCAUCAUUGCCCGGGGCUGGGAAAUAUUCAUCUAAAAUGACUAGUAAGGAAUGGAAUUUGGUGUCUGCAAAGAUGAAUCCAGGAUUAGAGGCAAGCUUAGAUAAAUCUGCUGGUGGUAAGUUAAAUCAUCAUGGCAGAAAUGGUACAGCAUCCAUAAAUAAGGAAGAUAUGAAGAAGGAUCAAGGGCUCUCACAUCUAAUGGGGGAAAACCAGAAAGUGAGCCACAUUCACCCGACUCAGAAAGGAAAGGAGGGAAACAACAAUACCUUGACUUCAUCUGGAACCUUCAUCAAGAUCCGAAGGAGAAAGAAGGAAGAUGCAAAAAUUACCUACUUGCUGAGCCCAAGGAGUAGAAACUCCAAAAAGCCCAUCAAUUCCGUGGCAGGGUUUGGCCGUGCACUUCCAGGUGGGACCAACCACACAGCAGUGCCGUGUUGCACAGAUGCCACCAAGGCAGCCAGUGAGGUCAGCCAGAGUGUGGGUGUGAGCAGAGCCAGGCUCGGCGAGUCGCUGGGUGAAACCAUCACCCCGCGGCAGUUCAGGCCGUCCAUCACCAUCGGGCUGCCCCGAGCAGAUGGAGACUAUGAGUACGUGAUAGGAGAAUCCUACAGUGACGAGAGCUCGGGUGGCGAAUACGAGUACCAUUACGUGAGCUUUGAUGACCCCUACAUGACAGACCCCAAGGUGAACAUCAGCAGGCAGCGUAACCCUGAUGACAUUGCUGAGCACUACCUGCGCAGCAGAGGCAAUAAGAGGAGAUAUUACAUCGCAGCUAAAGAGGUCUGCUGGAACUAUGCAGGAUAUAAGAAAAGUGCAAUGAGGAAUGACAAAACCUGUAAAGAUGGCAGCAGACGUAAGGUGAUUUUCCAGAGCUACACAGACAGUACCUUUUCAACUCUUCAGGAUGAAGAUGAAUAUACAGAACAUCUUGGCAUCCUGGGACCAGUUAUUCGGGCUGAAGUGGACGAUGUUAUCCUAGUUCAUUUUAAGAAUCUGGCAUCCAGACCAUAUUCCCUCCAUGCCCAUGGAGUCCUCUAUGAAAAGUCCUCUGAGGGAAGCGUUUAUGAUGAUGAAUCUACUGCUUGGUUUAAGGAAGAUGAAGUUCAGCCAAAUAACAGCUACAUAUAUGUAUGGUACGCAAACCAGCGAUCGGGCCCUGUGCAGUCAGGAGCAGCUUGUCGGUCCUGGGUCUACUACUCUGAUUUAAACCUGGAGAAAGACAUUCAGUCUGGUUUGAUUGGGCCGAUACUGAUCUGUGAAAAAGGAGCCUUCAGCAAAUCAAACAGCAGCAGGACAUAUACACGAGACUUUUUCUUGCUUUUUAUGGUCUUUGAUGAAGAGAAAAGCUGGUACUUUGACAAACAUUCUGGAAAGCCUUGUAACGAGAAGACACAAGAAAUGCAGCAAUGCCACAAAUUCUAUGCCAUUAAUGGGAUUACCUACAAUUUGCAAGGCUUGAGGAUGUAUGAAGGUGAAACAGUCCGAUGGCACUUGCUGAAUAUGGGUGGCCCAAAAGACGUUCAUGUUGUUCAUUUUCAUGGACAGACUUUCAUAGAACAAGGAGAGCCAGAGCAUCAGCUUGGUACAUACACUCUCCUCCCAGGCUCAUUUAGAACAAUUGAAAUGAAACCACAGAGACCUGGCUGGUGGCUUUUAGACACUGAAGUGGGGGAAUACCAGCAAGCAGGAAUGCAGACAUCCUAUUUGGUUAUAGAGAAAGAGUGCAGGAUUCCAAUGGGCCUGGCAAGUGGGGUUAUACUCGAUUCGCAGAUUGAUGCUUCACAUCACAUAGACUACUGGGAACCUAAGUUAGCCCGAUUAAAUAAUUAUGGAACAUACAAUGCUUGGAGUACUACAAUGGAGGAAGAACUGCCUUGGAUCCAGGUGGACUUUCGAAGACAAGUUUUGCUCACUGGGAUACAGACACAGGGAGCCAAGCAGUUUUUUAAGUCCUUGUACAUCCAGAAGUAUUUUCUUGUUUACAGCAAAGACAAACGGACAUGGAACACCUUCAAAGGAGACAGCUCGCCAACAGGAAAGAUUUUUGACGGUAAUUCCAAUGCCUAUGACAUAAAAGAGAACAUCAUUGAUCCCCCUAUUAUUGCUAGGUACAUCAGACUCUACCCCACUGAGGUCUACAACAGGCCUACUCUUCGCAUGGAGCUUCUGGGCUGUGAAGUAGAUGGAUGCUCUUUGCCACUUGGAAUGGAAAGUGGAGAGAUCAAGAAUACCCAGAUAACAGCCUCAUCUGCAAAGACAUCCUGGUUUAGCACAUGGGAUGCUUCACUUGCUCGUCUCAAUCAGAAUGGAAAGAUGAAUGCCUGGCGAGCCAAGUUUAACGACAACCAACAGUGGCUGCAAAUUGACCUCCUCACAGUUAAGAAGAUCACUGCUAUUGCUACGCAGGGGGUCACAUCCAUGUCAGCUGAAAACUUUGUGAAAACCUAUGUUCUUCUGUACAGCAAUGAAGGCUUCGAGUGGAAAUCCUACACAGAGGGUUCAAGCUCAAUACCAAAGGUUUUCCUGGGUAAUGCAAACAGCAAUGAGCAUGUCAAGAAUUUUUUUAACCCACCCAUCCUGUCCAGGUUCAUCCGCAUUGUUCCAAAAACAUGGUACCGUGGGAUUGCCCUUCGGGUAGAACUCUAUGGCUGUGAUUUUGGUGGAGGUCUGGCUGCGAAAAGGACUGAUGAGUCUGGGAGUUCUUAACCUGCCAGCAGUCAUCAUGCAGAACAACCUGUUUGUCUAGAAACCCUUAAAACAGUCACACUUAGUAGUUUGGAUAUGUGCUUUGUCAAAGGAACAUAAUGUUUUACCAACAGGAUUGAGAGAUUUCUCUGGCAUGUGUUUCAUUCCUACAAAUACACAUUUUAGAAAACAGCUUAUUUUCUCUGAGAAAAUCUCUUUUCAGCUUCUUUUCUCUGGAAGAAAUAGUAGUCCCUUCUGAUUAGUAUUAUCACUUCUUCAUUAUAACCAGUACUCUGUCUUACUUUUUACCUAAUUUUAAGUCCUGAACCCCUAGGAAUGGAGACUCUGGCCUUGAUCCUGAGCCCUGGCUAUCUCCAUUUUGAAAUGCUUUUGCAGCACAGAUGAGGAAUAGAAAGCUAUAGCAGGUGGAUGUUCUCCAUACAUAAGGCUUAGAGGGAAAUCCAGUGCUGAUCUGGAGAUGUGGAGCUGCAUUCCAGCAGUACCUUGGUAAGAAAUGAUUGUAGGGGUGGCCUCUCCUCCACGUCUUUUGCCUGCACUGUGGCAAAGACAGGACAUGUCUCAGCAUUAAGGUAUGUCCAGCCCCUUCUCAGAGAAUGUGUGCUGGCAUUGUUGGUUUGGUUCUUGCAUACCCAGCACACCUGAAUGGUGUAGAUUUCACAGAAUUCAUCUUCAGUGCCCUGGAAAGAGAAAAGGGAGUCAGCAGUGCCUUUACAUCCCAGAAACAAGAAGAGAAGUGAUUUAACCUGACAGGUGAUGGAACAGCAAUGGGAGAGCCAAAACGAGAAUUCAGAACUCCUGAUGCUUAGUCCCAUAUACACUUUUAGACUGUUGGGACAGGGAGCUCCCUUGAUGAGGAAAGCUUUGAGAACUGCAGCUGUUCAGUGGCAGUACAGCCUGGGGGUGGCAGAGGAGGAUUAGAUGAAACUGGGUAACAGAAACAGCUUCAUCUUCUCUUACAAUUUAACAGCAUUUUUACUAAUGGAAAUACUCAUGUGCAUAGAUUUUACAUGGAUAUUUCCCAGGAUAACACAUCUGAAAAUAGAUAACACAGUCCAUAAACUCAUUAUUCCAGCAGAAUUUUAACAAAGCUUUCGGUAGUGUUCUAGACUUCUAUCCUGUAAAUUGUUUAUUUGCAGCACUUCACUUAUCACACUAGGUACCAUUCAGCAGGCUGGAUUUUUAAAGUAAUUUGUCUUUGAACCUUGAAUGAUGUUAGCCAGUUUUAUUUCAGUAGUUUUUAAUUUCUUUCUCAUACAGAGCAUGCAUUUUAAAGAGCAGGUAUAGAACGGGAAUGAAAAACGUGUAAAAAACUAAACAAAUAUUUUCUUCUGGUUUUUUUUUUUUUUUUACUAUGUCACAAACUGUUGUAAUUUUCCACUGGAAAAU